Molecule: messenger RNA, 1935 nt
Organism: Tachysurus fulvidraco (yellow catfish)
Lineage: Eukaryota; Metazoa; Chordata; Actinopteri; Siluriformes; Bagridae
Gene: fgf13b
Product: fibroblast growth factor 13b
Exons: 5
Biological process (GO): positive regulation of gene expression; animal organ morphogenesis; positive regulation of protein phosphorylation
Cellular component (GO): cytoplasm
Molecular function (GO): growth factor activity; fibroblast growth factor receptor binding
Source: RefSeq, a predicted model, not a curated record
UCUGGGACGCCACCGAAGCCACAAAUCGCCAAACUGGCUACAGCCGCAGCGAUCGCCAGCUCCCUCAUCCGGCAGAAGAGGCAAGCGAGGGAGAGAGAGAGAGAGCGGGAGAGAGAGAAGGAGAAGGAGAAGGAGAGAGCAAAGGCAGCUCGCUGCAGUCCGACCCGGAGCACAGGAACCUGUGAGAAACCCAGCCGACUGAACCUCUUCUCACGGGUCAAACUCUUCGGCUCCAAGAAGAGGAAAAGGAGAAGGCCAGAGCCUCAGCUUAAAGGAAUCGUCACUAAACUGUGCAGUCGUCAGGGUUUUCACCUGCAGCUCCAAGCGGACGGAACCAUCGAUGGCACCAAAGAGGAGGACAGCAGUUACGCGGUGUUUAAUCUCAUCCCAGUGGGUCUGCGUGUGGUGGCCAUACAGAGCGUUCAGACCAAACUCUACCUGGCCAUGAACAACGAGGGUUACCUUUACACCUCCGAACACUUCACUCCCGAGUGUAAGUUUAAGGAGUCUGUGUUUGAGAAUUAUUACGUCACCUACUCGUCCAUGUUGUACCGGCAGCAGCAGUCGGGUCGAGCCUGGUACCUCGGCCUCAAUAAGGAGGGACGAGUGAUGAAGGGAAACCGUGUUAAAAAGACCAAACCGGCCGCUCACUUCAUCCCUAAACCUCUCAAAGUUGCCAUGUACAGAGAACCCUCGCUUCAUGACAUGACUGAAUUCUCUCGAAGCGGGACUCCGACGAAGAGCCGCAGCGCAUCAGCUAUGGUGAACGGAGGGAAGAUCGCAAGCCAGUCAACAUAACAAGGAGACGCAGUAAGAGGUCGUAGCAAGGCGGCGUGAGGCUCUGCACAAAAAACAUACACGUUUACAAGUUUUCAGCUAAAAAUCACUGUGAUGACAUCACAAGCGCAAAACUGGACGAAUCCAAGCCAUUGGACUUCAUCAGCGUUCUGCAUCAUCUUCAAACACGUAGCCUGAAUAAACCGCUGCUUUUCUCAUCCUUUUUCUUCUAAACUGUGUUUCUGGACAAAAUCUACUUUACCUGCUUCUAAACCUGCUAAAGUAGCUGCUGGUCUCAUACACGGCGCACUGAGACGGCGAGCAUGUCGGAGCGUCCAGCCUCCUGUAGCACAUCAUCACUGUUAAACACACUGAUGGAGUUCUGGCUCUUUCUCUGACAGUCUCGCUCACAUGGAAUUACUGUUUUGUGCAACCAAAGAAGUCCUUUGUCUUCAAUCGUGGAGAGCGAACGAGAAUCAAACAGGAGAGAGAGAGUGUUCUGUCACUGUACCCUGUUUGUAGGGGGACUCAUCAUAUUGUACCAUACCAUGAAUACAGUGUAGCUGAAGCUGUGGAGAUUCACUCCCUCACUCACUCCGGGUGUAAUUACUGCCCUCUGUGUGAAGGUAUAGCACAGUAAAGAAAUGUUUACACUUUUAACACAUCUCCGUCCACAAUUUUGGGAAGGAAACUGCCUCAUAUUGGAAACAGCAAUGCCUUCUGGGUAAUUUCUGCUCUUAAAGUCCACACUGAUGAUCACUCGAUCCCUCCAUCCUGCAUUCGUCUGGUCAGAAUGAAGUGAAGCCCUUCAGAGGCGUGUAAAGUGUGUGGAAGAGAGCGAGGGAAGUGUUUCGGUUCAUCUCAACUUUGAAUUGAUGUCUUCCUUUACAUCCUGCUUUCAGUUGUUUCCAUGGUGAUUGAAUGUCAGAUGCAUCAGGAUCAGUUUUUAAGUGAAAGUGAGUUAUAAAAAAUGCAUCGCUUCUACAGGGCUAAAUUAAUUCUUCAUCAUUUCUGUACGUUGCUAUUAAGUUGAGUUCAGAAAAUAUUUGCGUUGCAUGGGACACACUGUGGGGAAAAGCUGCAUGUUUUAUAGCUGUGUGUGUGUGUGUGUGUGUGUGUGUGUGUGUGUGUGUGUGUGUGUGUGUGUGUGUGUGUGUG